CAAGGAAUCGGUGAGUGUUUUUUUGUUUUUUUUAAAUGGAGCCUGGACUACUUGCGCAACACUGUGUGUCUGUGUCUUAUAGAACAUUUGUGAGCGCCACACAGCAGCAGCAUGGUCAGCCGUGUGGAGCAUCCGGCAGCAGGCUACAAGAAACUCUUUGAGACCGUGGAGGAGCUGAAUGAGCCAAUCCCGGCUAAAAUCACCGGGAAUUUACCAGCAUGGCUUGGCGGCAGUCUCCUCAGGGUGGGACCCGGGCUCUUUGAGAUCGGGGACCAACCUUUCCACCACCUCUUUGACGGACAGGCGAUCGUGCACAAAUUUGACCUGAAAGAUGGUCAGGUGACUUACUUCAGGAAGUUCAUCAAAAGCGACGCAUAUGUCCGUGCCAUGACGGAGAACAGAGUGGUCAUCACCGAGUUUGGCACAGCGGCAUAUCCUGACCCCUGCAAAAACAUCUUCUCCAGAUUCUUCACUUACUUUAAGGGGAUCGAAGUGACUGAUAACUGCAUGGUGAACAUUUAUCCAGUUGGCGAAGACUUCUACGCUGUUACAGAAACCAACUACAUUACCAAGGUGGAUCCCGACUCACUGGAAACGUUAAAGAAGGUGGACCUGUGUAAGUACCUGUCUGUGAACGGGGUGACAGCCCACCCCCACAUUGAGGCGGAUGGGACAGUGUACAACAUCGGUAACUGCUUUGGAAAGAACAUGAGUCUGGCUUACAACAUUGUCAGGAUCCCACCUGCUCAGAAAGACAAGUCGGACCCCUUGGAGAAAUCCCAGGUCAUCGUUCAGCUCCCAAGCAGUGAGAGAUUAAAACCCUCCUACAUACACAGUUUCGGUUUGACGGACAACUAUUUUGUCUUCGUGGAGCAGCCGGUAAAAAUCAACCUGCUCAAGUUCCUGUCGGCUUGGAGCGUCAGAGGUGCGACAUACAUGGACUGCUUCGAAUCUAACGAGACCAUGGGGACAUGGUUCCACCUGGUCACGAAGGAGCCGGCAGCACACCUGAGCGGCCACAAGUUCCGAACAUCAGCUUUCAACAUCUUCCAUCAUAUUAAUGCCUACGAAGACCAGGGAUUCAUUGUUGUCGAUCUCUGCGUGUGGAAAGGUUUUGACUUUGUGUACAACUACCUGUACCUGGCCAACAUGAGGAACGAGUGGGAGGAGGUUAAAAAAGCUGCCCUGAAAGCCCCUCAGCCUGAGGUCAGGCGAUAUGUGUUGCCUCUGGAUAUACACAGCGAGGACCAAGGAAAGAACAUGGUCUCUCUGUCCUACACGACUGCAACUGCUGUUCUUCAUAGUGACGGAACUAUCUGGUUGGAACCUGAAGUCAUCUUGUCACAACCCAGACAAGCAUUUGAGUUUCCCCAGAUUAAUUAUUCUCACUGCCGGGGGAAGAAAUAUUCCUUCACUUACGGCCUGGGACUCAACCACUUCAUCCCGGACAAGAUCGUCAAAUUAAACGUGCAGACCAAAGAGACGUGGGUGUGGCAGGAGGAUGAAUGUUACCCGUCUGAGCCUCUGUUUGUACCAACACCCGGAGCUGCACAGGAGGAUGACGGUGUGUUGCUGAGUAUUGUAGUGAAGCCAGGAGCAGAAAGACCAGGCUUCCUGCUGGUGUUGGAUGCCAGAAGACUGACGGAGCUGGCCAGGGCGGAGGUGGACGCCAUCUUCCCAGUGACCUUACACGGCUUCUACAAGCCAUGAUGCUCAAGUCCUUCCCAAAUAUGUGACGCGCAAGUCAAUAUUCAAUAGUCAUCGUGUCUGCUAUUCCAUUUUUAGAUUAGAAAUGAGCUCAAAAUGUACACUGUAGAGCCUCACUUGUAUUAUUAUAAUAAUUGGCGUCGUUUGGCCUUAUUUUUAGGCCCCCCUAAAUAAUUUGGUGUGAUUUUUUUUUUUUUUUUU
Nerophis lumbriciformis (worm pipefish) is the source of this 1908-nucleotide messenger RNA. RefSeq names its product retinal Mueller cells isomerohydrolase-like. The record is from RefSeq and is a predicted model, not a curated record. Gene Ontology annotation, biological process: retinal metabolic process; zeaxanthin biosynthetic process. Gene Ontology annotation, molecular function: beta-carotene 15,15'-dioxygenase activity; retinol isomerase activity; all-trans-retinyl-ester hydrolase, 11-cis retinol forming activity. NCBI's taxonomy places the organism in Eukaryota, Metazoa, Chordata, Actinopteri, Syngnathiformes, Syngnathidae.